Eriocheir sinensis (Chinese mitten crab) is the source of this 2327-nucleotide messenger RNA. RefSeq names its product anti-lipopolysaccharide factor-like. The transcript is spliced from 4 exons. NCBI's taxonomy places the organism in Eukaryota, Metazoa, Arthropoda, Malacostraca, Decapoda, Varunidae. The record is from RefSeq and is a predicted model, not a curated record. Bases 1197 to 1574 code for a protein of 125 amino acids.
AAGGAGAACAAGCGUAUAAUUAUUAGUACUUAGUUCCUUCCUGAAUAGAUGCAAUGCCCUUAAAAAGUUAUCAGGUCGUUGCUGCAUCAGGAAACCAAUACAAGAUUAUUAAUUCAUAGUUCCUUCUUUUUAUGUGGAUGUUAAACAGGAUGAAGAGAGAUGUUGAGACACCAAACAGUUUCUUGGCCUUUUCAACCUCAAGGAUAUUAGAUGUUCAAUAUAUUUCUGUCACUUGUUUUCAUGUACUUAUAAAUUAUGUUUUAUAGCUGUUUUUGGAUAUUUUGGCAGAAAGUCGCUUCAAGUAAUUAUACCGGUCUUUACUUAGUGUCUGAGAAAGAAAAGGGAGAGGGUGGAAGUGUACGUAAGUCGGCUCUGUGACUAAUCAUAGCAAACUGUGGAAUGGUAGUGAAUAAAAGAUAAACGAACGAAUAAAUGAAUGAAUGAUAAACAAAAGCAAAAAAAAAAAGGAAAACAGGUCGCAGAGAACUACUAGAAAGUCUACGCAGCCAAUCUUGAACCUGAAUAACCACUUUUUUUCCAACGUCUCACUCCACACUUUACUCUCUUUUAGUUUUAUCCACGACAGUACUCAAGGAUACUAGAAGAUUACAAAAAGCCAGUCGAUCCAUAAAUGACAGCUCCCGAGAACAGGUUAUGCACAGACUUCCUUCCUGUAUAACUUCCAUUCAAAGCUUUAAAUAAUUAUGGUUUGUGCAUCAACUUCUCGUUUCCCGCUCCCUCCACCCCCUCUACCACCUUGUGAAUGCCUGAUUUGCUCCAGGUAGUGAUGCAUCAACUUGAGGAAACUCCAACAGGAAAUGCUUCUUUGUGGGUGUGUCUUUGUUGCCGGGUGGGUUCACAUUCGCUCUUAUAAAUGACUCAGUUCAGUCUCUGGCUUUUGUUUAGCAUCGCUUAGAGAAAACUUGUAUUCUUGUGUUCGACGCCCAACCUACCCGCUAUUCAUCCUUCCCUUACGAGUUAAUUGAUAAACAGGUACCUUUGGAAACCAGGAGUAACUCACAAGCGAGACCCUCAAGAAUAACGCGAAGUGGGCAACCAACCAAUUCGCCGCGUGAGGAACCGGUCAUAUAAAGCAUGGCGAGGUGGCACUCCUCACUCACACCUGCACAUACCACACCUCAGAGGCACUCAUCGCCCUUCCUGCCCUCCUCCCUCCGUGCCGAGAGUCAGUCAGCAUGCACAGCUCCGUCCUCAAGAGCCUGGCGGUGGUGGUGGUGGUCGCCGUCUGCCUGGUGCCCCGCGUUGAGGCUGUCCUCGAAGACCUACUUGAUGGCGUGGCCGUUAAGCUGCUCGCCCAGGGAAGUUUGAGCGGCCUGGACUUUCUGGACCACGAAUGUGAGCUGAGUAAGGACUUUGUGUUAGAUGGACUGAACCUGUACUUCACGGCCGAGAUGACGUGCUCUGGGUGGACCGAGAUCGUUGGCGAAGCCUUGGGCCCCGACUUAGGAGUGCUUGCCAUGGCCAUCAAGGACUUCGUCAUUAAGGCCGUGGUACAAGGUCUCAUCACUGAAGUGGAACUCCAGGCAUGGCUGGAGAUUGAGCUCGUUGGCUAGGAUGGCUCUCCUCUCAGUCCUCACCAAGUGCCUUAUUUACCUUACAUAAGAACAUAAGAACGUAGGAGUCUGCAAGAGGCCGGUAGGCCUGUACGAGGCAGCUCCUUUGAACCUAAGCUCCCGUAUAUAACCCCACCUAAUAUCGCUGUCCAUGAAUUUAUCUAAUCGAUUUUUUAAUGUGACAAUUGUAUUGGCACUCACCACGUGACUGCUAAGCCUAUUCCACUCAUCCACCACUCUGUUAGUAAACCAAUUUUUGCCUAUGUCACUGUUGAAUCUGAAUUUAUCCAGUUUAAACCCAUUACUUCGUGUUCUACCCGGACACGGGUUGUUGCAAGAUACCUUGUUGCAAGAUACCUUGUUGCAAGACUGGACCUGCUGAGUCAAGUAGAAGUUCAUUUACCUCUUCUUCGGACGUCCUCCUUUCUUUUAGAGAUGUACCGGGUUCAUUUACCUCCCCUGUUCAGAUAAACCAGUGGAAUGUUUUUUUUUUCUAAUUGCCUAUUUUUUUUUCACUGGUUGUAUUAAUCUCAGUGACUUCUAUUGGACAUUUUUUUAUGAUCCUUAGUCAGGUUGGGCCUCACGUUGGCGGUGAACGAGGCUUCACUGUUGCCUAAGCUAAAGCGCAGCAUUCUGACAUUUCGUCCUCUUAUCUCAUUCAAAAUUUAAAUUUCACUAAUUAUUUCCCUUAUUAGUGUGUUUUGUUGUCCAGGCUAUUGAUGCAAUGGAAAAAUAAAAAUACUUAAAUUACUC